AUGGUACACUGUGCUGUCGCUAUUUCGAGCCUAAGCAGUACAAAAUUGGUAGCAGAAACUCUGCGAACUGUGAGUGAAACUAAUACGCAUUCUACUUGGAUAGUUAACAACACUCUUGGCACUACCGGAAGCUUAGCUGAAAUAAGGUAUUUUCCUGGCAACGCGAAUAAGAUGAGGUUGUACGACAUACCGUUGAAAGUCCGGCACAGAGCCUUGUACUGCUUUUACGCCUUCUGUUUUUUCUACCAUCCAAUCAAUACUUUGUUACACUUGGACGAGGUUCGAGCCAAAGCUAUAGAGGUAGCUCGGAAGAGUAUAGAUAAAUAUGGUGUUGCUGAAAAGGGAAGGUUUUUUGCAGAAGCUGAACAGGAAUUUCAGCUUGAAAAGUCUAGUGGGAUUUCUACUGGUUCUGUGCGAACUGCUCCCUUUGCUAUUGAUUUUUUGCUAGCUUAUUACCUUUUAUUGGAAGUUUUUUUGGAUGUUUAUGUCCCAAAGGUCCAAAAUCGGAUUAACAUUCUUGUCACUCUGAGAACUUUUAAGGUGCAGUUGUUGAGAUUUCUGAUACAAAUUGCCUUCGUCGAAAAUGUGCUUGAUGGUUUUGAUUUACUCGUUAUAAUAGAGCUACUCUGA
Messenger RNA from Enterobius vermicularis (human pinworm), 630 nucleotides. Lineage: Eukaryota; Metazoa; Nematoda; Chromadorea; Rhabditida; Oxyuridae. The record is from the annotation of a GenBank genome assembly.